AUGGUGCUCACGACCGCUCCCGUCAAGGUCAAGAUCACCAAGGACGAUGGGACUUCCGAGCUACGUCGGCUGGCGUUCGGCUACGACGAUAGCUUCCAGCAGGCGUCUUACGGAGGUCUCUUCGACGAGCAGAGGCAGGGCUACCACCUCUCCCUGUGCAAGUUCCUGCUGCGUUCGCUUGGCGGACUCUACCCCGACCUGCCCUUGGGGAAGUUCUCCGAGCUUGCCGUCUUCACCGUGAAGGACGAGGAUGACGAUAUGGUCCGCUUCGACUCCGAGGAAGAGUUCGUGUCGGCCAUGAGCUACAAGUCGUGGGAGGGCUGCCUCCGCGUGGAGGUGACCGCCCUCAAGCCUUCCCCCAGCCCCGCUCCCGCUCCCGUCGCAGACGCCACCGCCGCCGCCAGCAGCGAAGAGCCGGCCGCGAGCGCCAGCAACGACCCCACGCCGAUGUCGGAAAUCGCCAGCGUGAUGUCCUUCGUCAGCAACAUGUCUGGCUCGUCUAGCGCGUCGGCCGCAAGCUUGUCGUCGUCUUCGAGCUCGGCUUCUUCUUCGAGCUCGGCUUCUUCUUCGAGCUCGGCUUCUGUGGGGUCAGAGGAUGCGCCGCCGGCUGCGCGCUCGCUGGCCGCCCCCGUCCCCGCCCCGGCUCCUCCGGUGGACACGGCAGCUGCUGUCGAGGCCCACGGCGAUGAUGAAGAGGCCAUGAUGGCUGCGGCGGUGGCGGCGUCGAUUGCCGAGAUCACGGGGGAUUCGUCUGCCUCCACGGACGCUUCGUUCCCCGCCCCGGGGUCGGGCUCCUCGGCCCAGGAGGGUGGAGCCACCGCCGCCGGCAAGCCCUCCCGCAACAGCGGGGACACCGGCGGCAACAAGUCUUCCGCCAAGCCCAUGGCCAGGUUCGUGACGGAUGUGUCCGUGGCAGACGGGAGCCCUCUUCCCCCCAACACCCGCUUCGUGAAGACGUGGUGCAUGCGUAACGAUGGUCCGGUCACGUUCCCCUCGGGCUGCAAGAUCGUGCCCGUGGGGGGCGAUCUCAUGGCCGGGCCGGAGGACGGUGUGGCCGUCGAACAGCGCGGCCCCGGCGAGGAAUUCCAUGUGAGCGUGCCGCUUACGACGCCUCCCCUGAGCGGUCGCUACAUCGGGUACUGGCGCCUGCGCACGGCCGAGGGCCAGAAGUUCGGACACCGUGUGUGGGCCGACGUCCUCGUGACCGGCGGGACCGCUGACCUCGUUGACGAGGGGACCGUGGACGGUGACUGGGACCUCGUGAACAUGCAACGGUUGUCCAAGGCCGUCGAGGACACCGGAAAGGACGACGCCGCCGCCGCCGCCGCCGCCGUCGAACCCACCGCCCCCGAAAACAUCCCCUCCACAGUGCAAACCCCUUCGUACGCCCCUGGUCAGGCCUGGGACCCCGCAUCAGCCAAGGCCCAGGAUGCCGAUUCCGGUGCCGACAGGGGUUUCGAGGAGAGCAAGUCUUCGGAUGACGCCGCGGCGGGAGGGGAUGAUGGGGGCUCCGUGGCUGAUCCCUUGCCCGAGCAGCAGGCGGCGCCGGUUGUCGUGGCUCCCUCCGCGCCCUCCGUGCCCCCGACAAUGGCCACCAAGUGGCACCGCGAGCUUUGCUCCCUCGCCGAGAUGGGCUUCGAGAACACCCAGCGCAACGUGCAGCUGCUGGAGAAGCACGUGGUCAACAGCGGCAGCCCUGGCAUGGAGAGGGUGCUUCACGAGCUUCUCUCCUGGCGCGAGGUCUCCAUCCAGUAGACCAUCUCCCACUGCUGCUACGGUGAAGCCUGUUGGUGCCCCCAGCAUCUGCAUACGACGGCCGACGGAAGGCCGUUCGUCCUACAAGAGGGACGACCAACAUGAAAAAAUAUAUAAUACAUAACAUGAGAAAGCGAAUAUGCGGCAACAUCAGCACGACGGCGUGGACGGCAUCCGAAUGAUAGCCUCCCGCCCGUCUGGACCUACACAACGUACCGUAGCAUAUGCGAACGAUGAUGAAGCUUUUUGCGGGGAGGGCGGGGAGGGGGGGAGGUAAAUAAAUGAUGCGGGCGAUGGUCACGUUGGCUGAUGUCAUGUCAUUGGUAAAGAGACUGUUUCGUGUGCAUACCGUGCAACCAAAACUCUUUUAUAGCGCUGAUGCUGGCCGAAAGAGCUCCAAACAUGGCUGAUCGGUUCGUACAGGGAGGGGAGGGGGGGCACCAUUGGCA
This is a messenger RNA of Ectocarpus siliculosus, 2204 nucleotides long. The record is from the annotation of a GenBank genome assembly. NCBI's taxonomy places the organism in Eukaryota, Phaeophyceae, Ectocarpales, Ectocarpaceae.